Molecule: messenger RNA, 1470 nt
Organism: Saprolegnia parasitica CBS 223.65
Lineage: Eukaryota; Oomycota; Saprolegniomycetes; Saprolegniales; Saprolegniaceae
Exons: 6
Coding region: 1-1470 (489 amino acids)
Source: RefSeq, a predicted model, not a curated record
AUGGACCCGACGAAGAGCGCUCCGUUGCGCCGCCGGAAGAGCAACCGCAACAGCCUCUUCGACAGCUCGGACGAGGACGCCUCACGCGGCCUCACGCGCAGCGACAAGGGCCGCGACAGCAAAGGCGGCAGCGACAGCCGCAAAGGUCUCUUUGAUGACCACGACGACGAGAACGGCGACGACGGGCUGCCCCUCGAGCAGCUGCAGCAGUCCAUCAAGGAGCGACAGCUGCGCAAGAAAGCGCAUCUCGAGACGUUGCAGACGCAGGUGGUCGAAGCGACGACGCUCGCCAAUGCCUUCAAGGCAGAUGUCGCACAGCUCAGCUUGCAGCUUGGCAGUGCCAACGCGAAGAUCGAGAAGCGGAAUCGGCAGCUUCAAAACGCCAAGGACCUCGUCCAGUCGCUCCAGGCGCAGGUCGCGACACUGACGGCGCAGGUGCUCGAAGAAAAGUCCCUUCGCGGGCGCGACGAGCAGACGUGGCUCCUCGAGCGUGCGUCGCUCUUACGUCAGAUCGAAGAAUGGAAAGCUAAGGCCCACUUCACGCCCCUCCCGGUGCCCAUUUCGCCAACGACCAAGUCCGCGUCCGCAUCCUCUUUGCUCGGCAAACUCUGGUCCAAGGCAAAGCCGAAGGAAGAGGCCGUCGCACCCGCGCCUGUGACGACAGCACGCCCCCAAAUGUUCACCGUGCACGUCCAGUCCGAGGACGACGACGACGAAUCCAGUGACAGCCUCCUUGGCAGCAGUGACGACGAUGACGAUGACGCGAGCGACAGUGACAGUGACAGAGGACCAUUGCCCAUGCCCCCGCCCUUGCCGCGAGAGGCCCGCCCAUCGCCGCCCGUGGUCGAGAUGCACUCGACCGACGACGCGGAAGACGACGCCGAAGCUCUGGACAAUGACGAGGACGAUGACGAUCUGGCUCACCCGGCCUCAACCCGGCACAGCCACACCGAGCCCACGCCAUCGAGCGCACAUGAGCCCAAGGUGCCUCCGACAGUGUCGCGCAUGAACAUGUACAUGGAGAAGCGCGCCAAGAAAGAGGCGCAGAAGCGGGAGAAGGAGGCGCUCGAGGCCCAGGAAAAGAAUCGGUGGCAAGAGGUGUACGAGCAGGAAUGGGCCCAGCUCGCGCAGGAGGCCAAGGAAAGCAAGAUGAAACGCAAGCAAAAGAAGCCAUCGGUCACUGGCGCCCAGUUCACGCGCAUCUCCCGCCAGCGACCGUCCAGCAUGAAGCAUUUACAAAAACCUGCUGGUGUUGCUCCGACACCGACCGUGGUACCGGCGAGCCCGCCAGCACCGAGCACCGGCGUCGUGCCCCCGCCACCACCCGUACCGGUGCCCGUCGACCUGACACCGCCGGUGGUCGCAUCGCCUCCGCUGCCGCCCGAGCCGUCGGACGCCGACGUCGAGCUGUACCGCCGACAGCAGGCGCGCCUCCAAGAACUCCACGAAGCCGGUAGGCAUAGCGAUUGA